AUGACCACGAUGAUGACGCGCCGUGUGUUUUGUCUUUUGACUUUUCUGCUAAGUGUGGCAUGUGUUUCUGCGGUGGUUGAAGGGACUACUAGUCAGUCUCCCCAGCCUUCUCUGCCUUCUCAGCCUACUGCUCUUGUUCCUGGGGCAGCAGCAGCAGCUUCACUUGGUCAGUUUCUUCAGUCUUCUCAACCUACUGCUCUUGGGGCUACUGGGUUAGAACAGGAAACCAAUCCUCAUACUGUUGGUCAACCUGGUGUUUCUGGUCUUGUACCUCCUCUUGGUACCGGUCCUGUUCCUUCACCACCAUUACUAACACCAUCACGAUUACCACUGCCACAACCAGGAAGUGUUGUUGUUGAUCCUGUUGCUAGUGCUUGUGCUGGUGGUACUUAUCAAGAGCUUAUGGAAUGUCUUCGGAAACAUGAGGGAACUAAUCCUCCUACAGCUAGGAAUGGUACUGCUGCACCUCCUAUUACUCAUCCCCUACAGCCUGGAAAAGGUGUGGUUGGAACUGGAGGUGCUACUCCAGAAGACUCCAAACAGAGUGAGCCCAGCAAUGCAACGGCGGAAAAUAAUUCUAACCGGGAAAGUUCAGGCACAGAAUCUUCCCCUUCAACAUCUGCUGAAACUUCUGUUACACCUUCACAGAACAAUGAGGAGUCAAAAGGACCUGAAACUGAAAAAGCUGGGAAUGAAAUUACAUCUUCAGAGGGUAAUUCAUCAAGCAGCCAAGGUGACUCGAGAAAUACAGACACCAACACCAACACCACCAAUUCAAUUCCUACUGUCCCUGAAAUCAGCACUAACAACAUAAUGCCAAAUUUAAAGGGUGAUGCAGACAGCAGCAGCAGCAGUAUGAGUUCUGUGUGGAUGCGUGUGCCACUACUGAUUGUGGUUACACUGGCCUGUAUUCUUGUGUGCUAA
Messenger RNA from Trypanosoma theileri, 924 nucleotides. RefSeq lists its product as uncharacterized. Bases 1 to 924 code for a protein of 307 amino acids. The record is from RefSeq and is a predicted model, not a curated record. The transcript has a single exon. NCBI's taxonomy places the organism in Eukaryota, Euglenozoa, Kinetoplastea, Trypanosomatida, Trypanosomatidae.